GGUAAACAAGGUGGUCCGCCCAUGUGACAGCUUUAUAACUUAGUUCAUGGAGUUUUGUAUGUCAUAAAUCCUAUAUGAAUGCACGCAGCACCCACUGGUCUAAUGAUAUAAUCGCCAAGGCAAUGCAGCCAUGAGUCAACAGGUGAAGACACUGUUCUCAUGGGACACAGAAUUCAGUGCAGACUCUGCUGAGUUUUGCCCUGUUGAGCCCUUCCAGGACAUCCUGGCUGUGGGUACCUACCAGCUUGCUGACCCUGACUGUCUUGAGGGUGCUGAUGCCAGUGACCUUCCAAAGAAGAGGCUUGGAAGGCUGUAUUUGAAACAAAUGAAGGACAAGUCACUAGUCUUGUUGCAACAGAUUGACAUGCCAGCCAUCCUGGACCUCAAGUGGUGCUGUCACAGUGUACAAGGAAACGUCCUGUUGGCUGUUGCAAAUGCAGUGGGCCAGCUAAUUGUGUACAAGCUAGAGUUCAAUGGUGAUCUUGGCCCAUGCCUCACACUCCUAUGCCAACACAAUAUUGACGAAAUCUCGACUCUAGCUCUAUCUAUUGACUGGUCCACUCGCAAAGAAUCUUGUGAUGAUCCAAUGAUUGCCAUCAGUGACUCUAAAGGUAAAAUUACUCUUAUAAAACUAUGUAAUGAGGAACUGAACCUACAGCAAAGAUUUCUAGCCCAUGACUAUGAAGCUUGGAUAACAGCCUUCAACUACUGGAACACAAGCAUCCUCUACACUGGAGGAGAUGACGGAAGGUUUCGCUGUUUUGAUGCGCGAGAGGAGCCAGCAGCAGCAGUGUUCACCAAUAGAAGCCAACACAGUGCAGGGGUGACAAGCAUCCACGCCAGCACCAAGUCAGAGUUCACAGUGGCCAGCGGGAGCUACGACGAAAGUGUGUGUUUGUGGGACACUCGGAGAACCAAAUCCCCCGUGUCUGACCUCAACCUUGGUGGUGGUGUAUGGCGUCUGAAGUGGGAGCCUGGACCUGAACGUCUCUUACUGGCUGCCUGUAUGCACAAUGGCUUCCAUAUUGUGGACACCUCUGAUUCAGCACUCCAACAUGUGGCCUCCUUCACUGGCCAUGAGAGUCUGGCCUAUGGGGCCGACUGGUGGUGGCCUGGCUCAAGUGGAACCAGUAGGAUAGUGGCCUCAGCCUCUUUCUAUGACCACCUAUUAUGUUUAUGGGAAUUCUCAACAAGCUGAAGUAACAUGCAUGACAUUAGCCAUGCACAUAAGUCAGGUUUUCUUCAUGUGUUAUUGCAUCAGGUAUUUCCUCUCACAUCAGCCUACUUUGUCCAAGAUGGCAAAGUAAUAUUGUUGAUUUUGUCUUUGGGAGUUAUGGUGAGGACACUUAACAGGUCCUGGAGAAACUUAUUUCUAUUGUCUAUUACAGUACUGCCCUUCCAUCAGGGUGAAGUUGACAGCAGCUGCUGUUACUCACACACCAAUUGUAUUACUGAUAUCUGGUUGCAAGUUUUUAUUAUAUGGUAAAGAAAAAAAACAAUAAAUAGAACCAAUAAAUAAAUAUGAAAUAAGUUUUUUCCUUAAAAUAAUGAAUCUAGCAUGAUAGUGCUGACAAUAACUGAUUUCUUGAAGAUAUACUUACACAGCUGCUUCAAUAUAACUUUUCCAUAUUGUCUUUUUUUCUGUCUUCUAAGAUUUCACUUCACUGAAGUAUUACUGAAGAAAUCUAUGCAUACCAAGUUAAUGUAAUCAUACAUCCACUUGCCAGGCCAGUGUCCCUAAUAAGUGAUAUAUGAUACUUACCAUGGUGACUAAAAACAAACCAAAUAAAUUGUAUUCUAUUUUU
Molecule: messenger RNA, 1805 nt
Organism: Portunus trituberculatus (swimming crab)
Lineage: Eukaryota; Metazoa; Arthropoda; Malacostraca; Decapoda; Portunidae
Product: diphthine methyltransferase-like
Exons: 2
Coding region: 131-1198 (355 amino acids)
Molecular function (GO): protein binding
Source: RefSeq, a predicted model, not a curated record